Hippocampus comes (tiger tail seahorse) is the source of this 2730-nucleotide messenger RNA. It is a transcript of the gene coq8ab, whose product is annotated as coenzyme Q8A, genome duplicate b. Gene Ontology annotation, biological process: ubiquinone biosynthetic process. The transcript has 14 exons. Bases 652 to 2430 code for a protein of 592 amino acids. The record is from RefSeq and is a predicted model, not a curated record. NCBI's taxonomy places the organism in Eukaryota, Metazoa, Chordata, Actinopteri, Syngnathiformes, Syngnathidae.
UUUUUAAGUAAUCCACUUGAAAACAGUCACUUAUAAAUCAUAAACACAAAGAUCUUCAAUUGUGUUAGUCCGGCAUUCACCUAUUUUGUUGCUUUUUAUUACUGAAGUUAAAACGUUACUUCAUCUGCGCUCACACCAGACUACCGGAAUAAAAUAAACGGAGAUUUAAUAGUUUAUCCAACGAGAUUAAAAAAAAAAAAAACUCGCGCAGAAUAAGAGCAAGUCACAUACUGUACUUCUAAAUUGUGACUACAGUCAUACACAACCCAAACGUAGCAUCAGCUUUUCCGCUGCGGCGAGCACGUCUUGAACGCAUCACUCGUGUCCACUUCAGGGACCGCCCCUUCCCCCGGACACGUCAGCAGUCACGUAGCCCACCGCUGGUAGCUGUUCUAUCGCGGCGUUGAGUGACGGACACCCUGCUCGGCCAGUGCUCAUCACAAUGGUUGAACUUUAGCUCAAUUGCAAUCCCCCGCCCACCGCUCAACUCCCACCGCGGGCGUCUGGCGGUUUUCCCGGCUAGAAAAGUGUGAUCGUUGGGGCGGAGUGGUCGACAAACCGUUGACGACUUCACACCACGUUGAGUCAAAUGAAGAUUGUGAAGCGCUCAAGAUUGGUGGUGAGUUUGCGACUCCGCAUUUCACGCGGUUAAUGAAAGUUUGGAACAACUUGAAGGUUAACUUCGGAGUCGACGGGUGUGCUCCAGGUGUGAGUCGCGGACGGGGUACCAUGGCUGGCGACGCGCUGGUGCGCACGGGUUUGGCCUGGAUCAUCCAGGUGGCGGGCCGGGCUACGGCGGGAUGCUUGGCCGGCGGAGGGAGCUUCCAUCCCGGAUCUCUGCGGGACACGUUGACCAAGCGGCAGGAAUUCCGUGGCUAUUCCUCCCUCGCCGGUGGGCCGAAUAAUCAAGGCAAGGCACGUAGAAGCGGUACCAAGCGGGCCAGGUUGCCCUUGGGGUGCCCCCCGUGCAAGAUGCUGACUCAGGACAACUCUUCUGUUGGGAGGAUGACAGAGGCGGACAUGGACAAAGCGAGGGCUGCCAAGAGUGCUCACCUUAAUCCCUACAAGCAAGUGCUCUGCAAGAACGCGCGAGAGAGGAAAGUGCCCGUGACUCGGAUUGGACGCCUGAUGAGUUUUGGAAGCCUGGCUGUGGGACUUGGCAUCGGCGCAAUUGCUGAGGUGGCCAAGAAAACGUUUCAACCUCGACAACAAGGCAAUAAAAAGUCUGUCCUAGACUCCAACGCUUUCCUUUCCGAAGCCAACGCUGAGCGGAUCGUGCGGACGCUGUGCAAAGUUCGGGGCGCUGCACUCAAAUUAGGACAGAUGCUCAGUAUCCAAGACGACGCCUUCAUCAACCCUCAGCUGGCCAAAAUCUUUGAACGGGUUCGACAGAGCGCCGACUUCAUGCCUACCAAACAGAUGAUGAAGGUGAUCAGCAGCGACCUGGGGGCAGACUGGCGGCAGAGGUUGGAAUACUUUGAGGAGAAGCCGUUUGCCGCCGCCUCCAUCGGUCAAGUGCAUCUGGCCAGGCUAAAAGACGGCAGAGACGUCGCCAUGAAGGUUCAGUAUCCCGGCGUGUCCAAGAGUAUCGACAGUGACGUGAACAACAUCAUGACGGCUUUAAGUUUAAGCAACGCGCUGCCUGAAGGUCUGUUCCCCGAGCACCUGAUCCAGGUUAUGAGCCGAGAGCUGGCGCAGGAAUGCGAUUACGUCAAAGAGGCCAAAUGUUGCACCAAGUUCCAAGAGUUGCUGAAGGAGCACCCGUUCUUCUACGUGCCCGAUGUCAUCGCCGAGCUAAGUGGGCGCUGUGUGCUCACCACCACGCUGGUGAGCGGCUUCCCCCUCGACCGCGCCACCGACCUCCCCCAGGAAAUCAGGAACGAGAUCUGUGAACAAAUCCUCAUUUUGUGCCUGAGGGAACUUUUUGAGUUCCGCUUCAUGCAGACUGAUCCCAACUGGUCCAACUUCUUCUAUGACCCACAAACGCAUAAGGUGGCGCUGUUGGACUUCGGAGCCACUCGGGAAUUUGACCGCAGUUUCACAGACAUCUACAUUGAGGUUAUCAACGCAGCUGCACAUCAAAAUCGAGAGGAGGUCCUGCAGCGCUCCAGAGACAUGAAGUUCCUCACCGGAUUUGAAUCCAAGGCGAUGGAAAACGCCCACGUGGACGCCGUGAUGAUCCUGGGUGAGGCCUUCUCGUCGACGCGGCCGUUCGACUUCGGCACUCAGAGCACUACGGAGCGGAUCCACCGCCUCAUCCCGGUGAUGCUUCGCGAACGCCUCACGCCGCCGCCUGAGGAGACUUACUCGCUGCAUCGCAAGAUGGGCGGCUCCUUCCUGGUCUGCUCCAAGCUCAAGGCCCAGGUGGCGUGCGGGGACAUGUUUCGAGAGGCCUACGCGCGCUACUGGCGGGACGGCCGGCCAAACUGAGGUCAAUUUUUUGGGGGCACAUCCUCUAUUUUGAGACGCACAAUUGAUCGUCGUCAAGUGGCAGAGAAAAAAAACGUGGCUUUGAUUUUUUCGCAUAUUUACGGCCUAUUUUAAUGAUUGUGUGAAAGGUGUCCCACUGUAUUAAUAAAACGUUUGAACGAUUCCUUUUGAUAAGUAAAAUAAGUGCAGCAAAAAAGUACGGGAAGAACAGAAAUUGUUUUGUCCUGCAUUUUAAUCUGAAAAAUGUUUUGUGUAUUUUAACCCCCCAAAUUGACAAAGAUUUGUUUUUCAGAUGUAUUA